This is a messenger RNA of Chiloscyllium plagiosum (whitespotted bambooshark), 1553 nucleotides long. RefSeq names its product alpha-1,3-mannosyl-glycoprotein 4-beta-N-acetylglucosaminyltransferase B (gene mgat4b). The record is from RefSeq and is a predicted model, not a curated record. NCBI's taxonomy places the organism in Eukaryota, Metazoa, Chordata, Chondrichthyes, Orectolobiformes, Hemiscylliidae. Gene Ontology annotation, cellular component: Golgi stack; endoplasmic reticulum-Golgi intermediate compartment; endoplasmic reticulum. Gene Ontology annotation, biological process: protein N-linked glycosylation. Gene Ontology annotation, molecular function: acetylglucosaminyltransferase activity.
UGUGUAUUUGGGGAAAGUAGUGCGUGUGAGGCGGUGCUGGGAGAAGCGGGAGCCUCGGGUGCUGGUGACAAAACCCAGGGAGAGAGAGAGAGAGGAUGGAAGGCUCGCUUUAGAUAAUAAAAUAAUGCUAAUAAUGCCUGCCCGGUGAGAUGAGGCUCCGAAAUGGGACUGUUUUGACGGCUGUGGUCUUGUGCAGUGUGGUCUCUGUGUCUUGGUACGCGGCGUUCUCCGCUCAGAAAGGAGAUGUGGUAGACAUUUAUCAACGGGAGUUUCUAGCACUUCGUGACAGACUGCAUGCAGCUGAGCAAGAAAACCUCAAACGUUCCAAAGAACUGAACCUUGUCUUGGAUGAGAUAAAACGAGCUAUUGCUGAGAAACAAACAUUGAAGGAUUUCAACAGGACCUGGAGUCAUUUAUCAGAUGAAACCAAACUCAAACUUUGGAACAUCACUGUCAGUAAGAAUGUACUGCAGCUGCCAAGCAUCUUCCAUCAUCUCCCACAUCUGCUGGCGAGAGAAGACAGUUUCCAGCCAUCUGUCUACCUGGGACAGAGGAGAACUGGAGUUUCAGUUGUAAUGGGAGUUCCAACUGUAAAGCGGGAGGUGCACAGUUACCUGAUUGACACCUUGAACUCCCUCAUUUAUGAAUUGUCCCCAGAGGAAAAGCAAGACUGUGUGAUUGUUGUACUCAUUGCAGAGACAGAUUUACCAUAUGUAAAUAGUGUUGCAGAAAAUCUCAAAAGUUUAUUUCCAAAUGAAAUUCAGUCGGGCCUGCUUGAAGUCAUUGCCCCAUCAGUGAACUACUAUCCUGAUUUCUCUCAUCUGAAAGAAACAUUUGGUGAUCCCAAAGAGCGGGUCAGAUGGAGAACAAAGCAGAACCUGGAUUAUUGCUUUUUAAUGAUGUAUGCUCAAUUGAAGGGUACCUAUUAUGUACAGUUGGAAGAUGAUAUUGUGGUGAGACCCAAUUAUUUAAGCACAAUGAAGAAUUUUGCACUGCAGCAACCAUCUGAAGAGUGGAUGAUCCUGGAAUUUUCCCAGCUGGGAUUUAUUGGAAAAAUGUUCAAAUCACUGGAUCUAAGUCUGAUUGUGGAGUUUAUUUUGAUGUUCUACAAGGAUAAGCCCAUUGAUUGGCUGCUAGACCAUGUUCUAUGGGUUAAAGUCUGUAACCCAGAAAAGGACGCAAAGCACUGUGACCGACAGAAAGCAAACCUCAGAAUCCGUUUCAAGCCAUCCCUCUUCCAGCAUGUAGGAACACACUCAUCACUGGCUGGAAAGAUCCAGAAAUUAAAAGAUAAAGACUUUGGAAAACAUGCCUUGCACAAAGGACAUUCCAAUCCCCCAGCGGAAGUAACUUCCAGCCUGAAAACAUACCAGCAUUUUACACUGGAAAAGGCUUACCUGGGAGAGGACUUCUUCUGGGCUUUCACCCCCGUGGCUGGUGAUUUUAUACGUUUCAGAUUUUUUACACCAGUAAAAGUGGACAGGUGGGUUGGAAUUUUAAAUAGACCCAAUGCUCCGUGUAACACCAACUUGCAUUGAUAAAGCUCCUUAAAC